UUAUCACACAUUUUUAUAGCCAAUCAAAAAGAAGAAUACCGGUUUAGCCUGACCAUCAUGGCGCCCCGCGAUUGAUAAUGUGGGCAUAGGAAAAUAUUUGCAGAUUGAGCAUUUUCCAGUCAAGACAGGGGAUCACGUUAAAAAAGGUAUUAAGCGGGAAGAAAUUUCAACAACACUAUGGCUGACGAGGCAGCAGCAAACGAGCUGAGAUGGACUACCCUGUUUGAUAAUAUGCAGGCCAAAGCUAAGGCUGCUAUGGAGAAGAACAAGCCGAAGCCUAAAGCUGCUGCUGGUGGAGGAGGGGGGGAUUUCGCCCCUGAGAUGAAGGAGAUGGCAGUUGAGCACCAUGGGAAGAAGGGGGGCAACAAGAGAAUGUCUGUUGAGCGAAUCUAUCAAAAGAAAUCUCAACUAGAACAUAUUCUGCUGCGUCCGGACUCCUAUGUCGGUUCUGUUGAAGCAGUCACGCAGGCUAUGUGGGUCUAUGAUGAAGUAACUGACACUAUGGUCCAGAGAGAAAUCACAUUUGUACCAGGGCUGUACAAGAUCUUUGAUGAAAUCAUGGUCAAUGCUGCUGAUAACAAACAGAGGGAUCCCAGCAUGAACUGCUUGAAGAUAGACAUCGAUCCAGAAAACAACAAAAUCAAAAUUUGGAACAACGGGAAAGGUAUUCCAGUCAUUGAGCACAAGACUGAGAAGAUGUACGUCCCCACCAUGAUCUUCGGCCAUCUCCUGACCUCUAGUAACUAUGACGACUCUGAGAAGAAAGUCACAGGUGGUCGUAAUGGCUAUGGUGCCAAAUUGUGCAAUAUUUUCAGCAAGAAAUUCAUUGUCGAGACAUCUUGUAAUGAGUACAAGAAAGGUUUCAAACAGACAUGGACCGAAAACAUGACCAAAACGAAGGAGCCAACAAUUACUGACGCCAGAGAAAGUGACUUCACGUGCAUCACUUUCUUCCCUGACCUGGAGAAGUUCAAGAUGCAGAGCCUGGAUGCCGACACUGUUGCUCUCUUCACCAGACGAGCCUAUGAUGUGGCCGCUUCCUGCAAGGGGGUCAGAGUCAUGCUCAAUGGAAAACGAGUACCGGUGAAGAACUUCAGGGACUACAUAGACCUGUUCAUCAAGGACAAAUCAGAUGAAGCAGGGGCCCCUUUAAAGAUUGUGUACGAGCAACCAAAUCCUAGAUGGGAAGUUGCCAUCACCCUCAGCGACAAGGGCUUCCAACAGGCCAGUUUUGUCAACAGUAUUGCAACAACAAAAGGUGGUCGACAUGUAGAUUAUAUCACAGAUCAAAUUGUGUCUAAAAUCAUUGAAAUCGUCAAAAAGAAAAACAAAGGUGGAGUCAACAUUAAACCAUUCCAGAUCAAGAACCACAUGUGGGUGUUUGUGAAUUGCCUGAUAGAAAACCCCACAUUUGACUCCCAGACAAAAGAGAACAUGACGUUACAAGUUAAAAGUUUUGGCUCAAAGUGCCAGAUGACUGAAAACUUUAUAAAAAUGUCCAGCAAGUGCGGUAUCGUGGAGAGCAUCCUCAGCUGGAUGAAGUUCAAGGCUCAAGCUCAGCUCAACAAGAAGUGCCACGCAUCCAAACACUCCAAACUGAAAGGCAUCCCCAAACUAGAUGACGCUAAUGAUGCUGGCACCAAGAAUUCCAAAGAUUGUACUCUCAUUCUCACUGAGGGAGACUCAGCUAAAACCCUGGCUGUUGCUGGCCUCGGCGUGAUUGGGAGGGACAGAUAUGGGGUGUUCCCCCUCAGGGGUAAAGUCCUCAACGUAAGGGAGGCUACUCACAAACAGAUCAUGGACAAUGCUGAAAUCAACAACGUGAUUAAAAUCAUGGGCUUGCAGUUCAAGGAGAAGUAUGACAGCAUGGACGCCAUCAACCGUCUGCGAUAUGGCAAAAUCAUGAUCAUGACAGAUCAGGAUCAAGAUGGCUCUCACAUUAAGGGCCUUCUUAUCAACUUUGUACAUCACUUCUGGCCAAACCUCCUUAAGUUCAAUGUGAUUGAGGAGUUUAUUACACCCAUUGUGAAGGUUACAAAAAGCAAACAAGAGAAAUCCUUCUACAGUUUGCCUGAGUUUGAAGAGUGGAAAAAAGGGACUGACAACUGGCAUACCUGGAAGAUAAAGUACUACAAAGGUUUGGGAACCUCCACAUCAAAGGAGGCAAAAGAAUACUUCAGUGACAUGGACCGUCAUCGGAUCCCCUUCAAGUAUGUUGGGACGGAGGACGAUGCUUCUAUCAACCUGGCGUUCAGCAGGAAGAAGAUUGAGGAGAGAAAGGAAUGGCUGACCAAUUGGAUGGAGGAGAGAAAGCGUCGAUCAGACAUGGGGUUACCUGAGUUGUACCUGUAUGGCAAGGAAACCAAGAAAGUUACCUACAAUGAGUUCAUCAAUCGAGAACUCAUUCUCUUCAGCAACAUGGACAACGUGCGCUCCAUCCCAUCCAUCGUGGAUGGCCUGAAGCCUGGGCAGAGGAAGGUCCUGUUUACUUGUUUCAAGAGGAACAUUUCGAAGGAAGUCAAAGUAGUUCAACUUGCCGGCUCUGUUUCUGAACAAUCUGCCUAUCACCAUGGAGAGGUAUCACUCAUGGGCACAAUCAUCAACUUGGCUCAAAACUUUGUGGGUUCCAACAACAUGAAUCUCUUGCAACCCAUUGGUCAGUUUGGUACCCGUAUCCACGGGGGCAAGGAUGCUGCCAGUCCCCGUUACAUCUUCACUGCCCUCAGUUCUCUCACACGCCUGACGUUCUGCUCUAAUGAUGACCCGUUGCUGAAGGCUCAGUUUGAUGACAACCUUAAGAUUGAACCUGAGUGGUACUGCCCUAUCAUUCCCACCGUCCUCUGUAACGGAGCAGACGGCAUUGGAACAGGAUGGAGUACCAAGAUCCCAAACUACGACAUUCGAGAGGUGGUUGCCAAUGUCAAGAGGAUGAUUGAUGGCCUGGAACCAAGGAAAAUGCUUCCAUCCUUCAAGAACUUCAAAGGAAUUAUUGAAGAAAUUGGUGAAGGACGAUUCUUAGUUUCCGGUGAAGUGGCCAUUAUUGAUGACCAAACGAUAGAGAUUACUGAGCUACCAAUCAAAAUAUGGACACAGAACUACAAGGAGGAUGUGCUGGAGCCACUCCUUCACGGCUCUGACAAGACACAACCAUUGAUCACAGACUACAAGGAGUAUCACACAGACACCACUGUCAAGUUCCUGGUGAAGAUGACCCCAGAGAAACUAGCACAGUCGGAGGAGGCGGGGCUUCACAAAGUGUUCAAGCUACAGAAUCAGAUUACCACCAGUUCUAUGGUGUUGUUUGAUCACAAAGGUUGCAUUAAACGCUACACCACUGCUGUGGAAAUUCUCAGGGAAUUCUUUGAUGUUCGAAUGGAUAUGUACAAGAGGAGAAAAGAUUACCUUGAAGGCAUGAUGGCGGCUGAGUCACUUCGGCUGGACAACAUCGCACGAUUCAUCAUUGAGAAAAUCGAGGGAACCAUUGUUAUUGAAAACAAACCAAAGAAGGAAAUUAUCCAGUUGCUGGUCAGGCGAGGCUAUGAUUCCGACCCAGUCAAGGCAUGGAAGGAAGCUCAGAGCAAGAGCAUGCCGAACACCAGAGGGGAAAUGGAGGAAAAUGAAGACGAUGAAGAAUCUGACAUCUCCACCGGUCCCGACUUCAACUACAUUCUCAGCAUGCCGCUGUGGAACCUGACGAAAGAGAAGAAGGAUGAGCUGUGCAAGCAGCGUGAUGCCAAGGCUGUGGAGUUGGAGAAGCUGAAAAGGAAGUCUCCAUCAGAUUUGUGGGAGGAAGAUCUGGAAACUUUCCUGCAUGCAUUAGACGCUGUGGAGGAACAAGAGAGAAAUGAUGAAGAGAUAUCGAGGAAUGUCAAACCUAAAUCUGCAAAGCUUGGCAAGCAGAAGGCCCGUAAGAUGCCAAUUCAAGAAACAAUGCCAUCCCCCAUGGGUCGCCGUGUUGUGCCCCGGGUGGAUUCAGCAAUGAAGAUUAAGGCCACUAAAGAGGCUGCCAAGAAGAGCAGGAUGAAGGAGAGGAAGGAGCUGAAGCUGGAGGAUGAUGACAUGGACAUCAAGAUGGAGGACAAUGCUAGUGAGGAGCCAAAGAGUCUGGCAGAGAGACUUGGCGCCACUAAGAUAAAGAAGGCGUCACGGGCUCCGGCAGGAGAGGGGACAAGAGUUCGCAAACCCAAGAGCAGUCCCUCCCCCGGAACACCAAGCAAGAGGAAGAAGGGAGGAAAAAAGAAGAACCCUUGGUCUGAUUCAUCAGAAUCUGAGAAGAGUGACGUGAACAGUGAUAAGGACAAUGAUGAAGGCGAAAGCUUCAUCGUUAUACCAAGGGACCGCGGGCCUAGACGCGCAGCAGCUGUCAAGGUGAAGUUUGAGCUGAGUGAUGAAGAACAGAUCCGCAGUGAUAACGAGGAUGACAAUGUUGUAAUGAAUGGGUCCAGUGAGCCUGUAGCAGCACAAAGACUGUCCCCAAUGAUUUCAGAUGAUGAUGAUGAUGAUGAUUAUGAUGCAGACAGUUUCAAGCCCACUGAAUCAACAAUCUUUGGGCAAUCCAACAAAACAUCCGACCGUGCCAAAGAAAGCCCCCUAAUAACAGCCGACUUCUCUGACAGUGACGACGACAAGGCCAGCCUGCAGCCAUCAGCUCUAAAGUGGGGCACCUCAACAAAUUCAGGACCAAUGACAAUAGAUAGUGAUGAUGACAACGACAAGGAUGACAUAUUUCCACCAAAGCCAAAAGAACCUGUUGCUAUGAAACCCAAGGCUGCUGCUAAGCCCAGAGCUCCUAAGAAAGACAAGAACCAGCCUAGUGUAGAGAGUCUGUUUGAUAAAGUCUUGUCCAAAAGUUCAUCUUCCAAAGCUGGAAGUAAAUCCAAGACACUGACUAUAAGCAGCUCCGAGGAUGAAACUGACUUCUUUGCUGUGAAGAAAGACAAGGCAGAGGGAGAGAAGAAAGCAAAGAAACCGAGGAAGAAGAAAGACCCUGACAGUGACGACAAGCCAAAAAAGAAGAGGGCAGCAGUACCUAAACGUUCAAAGAUGACCUCUGACAGUGACGAGUUGGAAGAUUUCAUGCCCAAGAAAAAGUCCAAGACAUCAAGGAAAAAGAAGGAUUUCAGUGAUGACGAAGAAGACUUCAACCUGGAUGAAGAUGCUGUUUAUCCAAGUGCUGCAAGAACAACUACAGGCCGGGCACGGAGCUCCGUUAAAUACACAUUCGACAGCGAUGAAGAAUUGAGUGAUUUCUAAGACAAGCUGUCCAUCAUUUGGUGAUAUUUAUGCUAUGAAAUGCGAAAUGGACGCUUGAAGCCUAACAAAGGCACUAAAACAGAUGGAUUCACCAUCCAAACUUCAAGCCUUAAAACUACAUUACUAGGAACUUCUGGUUAAUGAGAUUGUCAGAGCUUUGGAUGAAUCCAAGGUCAAAGUUGUCAAGGAAAGUCACUGACAUUAGAGGGGGGAAUCUCAGCAAAUAUUUGUAAAUUGAUUUUUACAUUUCUAGUCUGAUUUUUAUUCAAUCCUUUAAAAGGAAUAACUGAUCACCCUUUUAAUUGUGUUUGACAUUGAACUUUCCUUUAGUAAUACGCUUGGAAUCUUCAUUAUGAAUUACAUUUUUAGAAUUGAAAAAGAAAUAUCUUACCAUCAAGUGAUUUAAGUCAUGAUUGAUUUUUAGAGGAUAAUUGCAAGUUUUAUGAUCCCAGCAUUUGUAGUUUCUUUAUGUUCGGGUAUCUCCCCUUCCUCUUGUGUAGAGGUGAUAGGAAACGUAUUUCAUUCAAAUUAAAAAGAUAGAAUGUUGAUAUUUCUAUCUUGGUGUCUGUAAAUAAUAUCAGUCGAUCAUUUUUGCUGAUGGAAUAUGUACAUACAAUAAGUAUUUACAUUGAAGUAGAAUUUAGUGUCAGCAUUACCUGUAAACAAUACUGAAAAAACAGCUGUUUGAAGAAUGAAAUCUAUUCUUCUGCUUCCACAAGCAAUUCGUGAUAUUGCUGGAAUAUUGCUAAAAGUGGCGCAAAACCAUACUCAAGCAAUUGAAAUAUGGACAUAGUACUAAUCACAUGUUUGGGUCCAAGUUGGAAGAUUUAACUAAAGUGCUUUUUUUUUUUUUUAAAGUCCCACAGUAUUUUAUCUCAUGUUAGGUGAUAGUAGUGAGAGAACUUUGUACCAUAUCUUCUUUUCUACUUGCUGUCAUCUGUGGUGUGCUGCUUCACGCUACAUUCAUUAAUCUAGGUCACACAUUUCAUUCAUCAGUCUUUUUUUUAAAUCUGUUUCAAUUUGUCACUUGUGUUUUUAGCAAUUUCAGCAUUAUUGAUUUUGAUUUUGCUGCUAGUGACGACUAUACCUUGAAGCUUUCAUCUCUCUCUCAUUUCUGUUUUCUCGACACCUGUCCCUGCUGUCCAUUGCCCAUUGUUAAUAUCAUGUACAUGUCGUCAGUCCACAUUUUUACACUUGUUUCUCACCCUUCGCAGUAGAUUUACUUUGGAAACCAUUUAAUCCAUUAUUUCACAGUUGAAACUCAUUGUGCAUUGUUAAUAUCCAUGUUAGUAUAAAUGUCUUGUAUUUAAGCGUCAAAAACCACUGGUCAUAUUUAUGUCAUGUUUUUAAGUUAUGAAUCCGGAUGCUUACCAUAUUAAUUCAAGGCAUACAUCCUCACCUGGAUACUGCCUGCCUCGUGGACAAUAGCAUCAUUUGGUGCUCUUUGACUGAAAAAUUAAACAAUUAGUAACAUGUCUAUUUUUCUCAAAGUAUGUCAACACAGAUAGGCAGCUAUUGUCAUGAUUAAGAAGUUAGGGGAAACACAUUACUGACAGAAGUUGAUUCCAUUUAUCACUCAAUUUCUAGAUGAUGCAAAUAAUUUUAGAGUAUUUUCGAAAAUGCCUGUUUGUGAAAAUACUAUUUUGCAAAGGGUUAGAGGUCAAAUAAGUUUCUCGUUUCCUAUUUAGUUACGGCUCUUCAUAAGUUAUGAUCAUCUUGGGUGAAGCUCUAUGUAAACAUACCAAUGGCAAUCCUACAGAGUGUAUGUAAAUGAGUUUCAGGUAUUGUUGGGAUUUACGAAACAGAACUGUGAUUAUUUGUUUCAUGUUUGGCAAUUCCAUAAGCAGGGGUUAUUUUUCGGAACCUAACAACUGAGAUGUGGAGAAGGUUAAGGAACUGUUGUACAUGUGACAGGCCAAGUGUGUUCAAGUAACAAGCAUGUUGCAGAGGUAAAUGAUUCAUUUCAUUUAUGUAGAUAAACACCCAUAUUGUAGUCAUCAUCACAUCAAUAAAACAUGAAACUUA
Haliotis rufescens (red abalone) is the source of this 7278-nucleotide messenger RNA. RefSeq names its product DNA topoisomerase 2-alpha-like. Lineage: Eukaryota; Metazoa; Mollusca; Gastropoda; Lepetellida; Haliotidae. The transcript has 33 exons. Gene Ontology annotation, cellular component: nucleus. The record is from RefSeq and is a predicted model, not a curated record. Gene Ontology annotation, biological process: sister chromatid segregation; resolution of meiotic recombination intermediates; DNA topological change. Bases 178 to 5253 code for a protein of 1691 amino acids. Gene Ontology annotation, molecular function: DNA binding; ATP binding; DNA topoisomerase type II (double strand cut, ATP-hydrolyzing) activity.